Molecule: messenger RNA, 6242 nt
Organism: Eurytemora carolleeae
Lineage: Eukaryota; Metazoa; Arthropoda; Copepoda; Calanoida; Temoridae
Source: RefSeq, a predicted model, not a curated record
UUGAAUCAUCUUCAAUUGUUGCGGCAGGGGUGGUGCUUAAUAGAGGAGUCCCUGAGGAAUACUCAACACGUCUGUCUACCUCUACCUCCCCCCCACCACCGCUGCUGCCCCCGAAAACCAGAAAGCUGCUGCCAGCUGCUUUCAACCAAUCAGAGCCGAGUAUAGGAACAGUGACGGACACGAGUCGUCCUGCGGGACUGCAGACCAGUAUCGGACGAUCUAUCUCUAGCGUGGGACAGGGUCGGACGAAUCCUGUCGUCCGAAAACCAGUUCGAAGAUCUAAAUCCCAGUUACCGGGUUCCAAAUAUGUUGCUAGUAUCCAACACGGAGGGCUCGUCACUCUCGUAUCUUUGAGUGAUGAGAAGCAUUAUAUGCUUGAUGCUGAUUUAACUCCAGGGUUUGUUUCGAGACAAUUCAACCAUAAUCCGAAUAAUUCAGCUUUUCAGGGAAGUAACACAUUACCGCGAGCCGGUCAAUUAAAAAAGAAAACUGUUGGAACAACGUUGGAUGAUUCUGAAAUUGUCAUCACAAAGAAACUAACCGGUGCUGGGAGCAGUGUUAGGAUCAGGAUCGGUGGUUCGGAUAGAUCUCCGACCCAUAAUCUCCAGGAGAACCAGGAGACUGCCUGGAACCAAGACACUGCCUGGCAAGAGAACCUGAUAAACAAAUUUUCAACUGUGAAAGAACCGAAUUCGUCCGAGUUCCCAAGCAGAAAACAAGGAUCUGAUUUGGAUAAGAAGAGGAGACGGUAUACUCUUGAUCAGAUUGAAAGAGAGGAGUUUAAAGAGACAGAGACGGAGAUAUCUGAACCUGAGGAGGGAGUUGAUGAUGUGAAUUCUGAUUUUGAUCUUAACUCUCUGAUCGAGGGGGUAGUUGAUGACGACUCAGAGACUGACAGAGUCGAUGAAGAUCUUGGUGUCGACGAGGGGCUGGGUGUCGACAAGGAACUUGAAAGUAUUCAGCGUGCGAGUAGAGGAAAGGUUGUUCGCUACCUGGAACCUUUAAAGGAUCCGGAAGAGAGUGUUGAUGGUCCGGAUGAGUUUAGUGAAGAAGAAUUGGAAUCUCUAGCAGUUAAUCUAGGUAGCCUCGCGAACCAUCCCCACCAGCAUCCGUCUUCCGAUACAGAGGAGGACUUCUUAGUUAAGGUUGAUCGAGAUCCAACUCCCGGCUCCCAAUUUCAACGAUCUGGUUCCAAGCCUGGAAAUAAGGACUCUAAACAGGGUGUUGAGCGAAUAAAAUCAUUUAAAAAUAAAUCCCACGUUACGCCCACUAUCCUUGCCCCGCCCACCCAGCUGAACAGGCAGGUUACGCCUCUACUAGAGCUACCAUCUACUGAUACGCCCCGGGCCACGCCGCAGUACGCAGAAACAUCAGAUUUCGACAGUAUUAGUACGACAAGUGCCUCAUAUUGUGUACAGCAGUCAGAUUUAGAAUCUCUAUGCAUUGAUGAUACAGAGGGUGAAAUGCUUAUUACCGCUCAUCCAGCGAAACAAUUGAAUCUCAAAUCUGGACUUAAAGAAACCCCGAUGGAGCUGAAAGAGAUACAAGGAAGCAGAGCUAUCCAUCCCAACGACAAUUCGGCCGGAGUGACGGUACCGACGACUGACCAAACUGAAGGUCAAGAUCGAACCGUGCGUCGCGCCUCAGUCCCGGGUUCUCCGCUCUCGCGCGUCACAACAAGCUCAGUUGAAACACACCCGUGUGAGGAUGGAAGAGGCAGGGGUCACGUAAAUCCCGUGAUAGGAACAAGUGAAAACAAAAGUGAAUCUAAACGAAAAGGAUCUGUGUCACAACUUAUCGCCAGAUUUGAGGGGUCUCGAAGUUGCACCCCUGAACGACGAAGUUGUACCCCUGACCGUGGAAUAAACGCCCCUGAACGAAGGGUGUAUACCCCUGAAAGUAAAGUGUUCACCCCUGAAAGAAAUGUGACACCAGGCCGAGGGGCCGAGAGCAAACUAAACUCUAGUACUCCAAAUACUCCUGGAGAAACAGUAGUACCUGAUACUCCUACCGGAGAAACUGAACCUGAACCUGAACCCAACUCCGUGUCAAAUCCUCUCUCUGAAUCAAGUGAAACCCAAGCUAAAGAUAUCAGUUCGGGCGCUAUUCCUAAGAAGAAAAAAAGUAAACCUCCUAAGAGUGAAAAAGAGCCUGAAAGAGCCGAACUCAAGGGUCUUAAAGAGUUCACACUAAAAUACCUCUCAGAAAAUGCGCUUAAAGCGAGUGAAGCGAGUGCUUUGAGUGAAGUUACCGAGGAAGAUUGUGAUUUUGACGAGGCGGGUGAAAUGGCGCCUACUAUCCGCCGUAACUCCGGCGGCGGAUACACUAGCUACGUCUUCAUCUCGAAUGAACCGUCGCAUGACGAGGUGGGGAGCGUGGUGAGCUCCUCCGGGUCCUACACCGAUCCUGACUCCAGGGUUACCGUCAGCUUCAAGGAACCUGGCGGAAUAGCCUCUCCGAACACGUGUGUUGUCUCAAUUCAAGAUGGCCGAACUUCAAACAUUUCUAUUGUGUCAACCGAAUCCUCAGAAUUGAACUCUCCCAUACCAAGUCCCAUUCUGGAUGGACCCCCUUCUCUCCCGGCUAAAUUAAAGGAUCACAAUGAGCUUCAGCAGGUUGUUCUAGCCACUAGAGAGUCAAUGAGAGAUUUUAGUCAUCGUUCAAGAGGAGGCGAAGAACCGGUUUUCUUCGACGAAGUUGACCGGGUGGAUCCUGGUGGAGCCGGUCAGGGAGGUUUAGCAAACUAUUUUACAUCAACCCUGGAAUCUAGCUUCAUAUCACGCCGGGGCAGACCCCCGGUUAUACGGGCAGCAGAGAAGGUUCGACGUCAGCAGGGACAUUUCGAGUACGAGGACGAAUCUCGAGGGAUGAUGAUCGACUACUCGGAUCACCAGGACUACCAGGAGAACCAGGACGAGUACCCGGACAGCAGGGAGGGGUCCUCUACCCCUGUCUUAAAUAUGGACCGGGAGUAUACAAGGGAGAAGUUCCGAAUAACGGAUCUGGGAGAGGAUGAAUAUCUGGAACAGGAUUCGGAUAAUUACGAGGAUUACGAGAUCAAUUACAAUUCAGGAGACUCUGGUGAGGAAUAUUUGGAUAUGGAUGCAUAUAUGGGUCCUCAAGAAUAUUCUAUGUGCCAACCUGUUUAUGACUCGGAGGAAUACAGUCAUUCAGAGGGUGAAGCCAUUUCUGGUGACGAAUUUGACAGGGAGGAGGAGCUACGAGGUUAUAACAGGGCAAUUGAUUUUACAUUACAUACGAUACAAGAAGAAAGCUGCGAGGAAUCUGAAUCAGAGAAUAGAUCUUUAAGGGACCGGAAAAGACAUUCAGAUCCUUCGGAGUUGGAAAAAUAUUUUUUCUAUGGAGUUGGGGGUGGAGCAUCUGUAGAUCCUAGUAUACAGGAUGAGAGUGAGUAUACUAGUGAUGAUCCGAGCGAACAGCAGUUUGAAGAUGAACCUGAACAGCAAGCUGAUAAAGAACAGGAGAACCGGAAACAGCUGUCUAAAGAUGAACAGCUGGCUGCUCGUCUUGAGAAGAAGAUAACAAGCAGAUUAGAGGAUUAUUUUAUGGCAGGAUUAGCGGCAGAUACACAGCAAUCCUUAGAUGGAAUAUCUGACCGGGGUAAUACUGAUGACAGUGGGUCAGUUGGAAGCGAGAGUGAUGGUCAACCUAGCCCAGAACACAGGCGAAAAAAGAUUUCUCGGACAAAAUUUCGCUCCGACAGAUCCGGAGAAAGUGAGCAGAGUAAUGUCGAAGAGGAACGCCAGGAGGGAAACAGCUCCGGUGAGGACGGAUCGUCGGCAUUCGUCUCCGGGGACGGCUCCUUCGAUACCAUCAAGCGGAAGAAGAAUAAAACGCGCAAAGGGUUGGACGAUCGGCGGCCGAGCGACGUUGAUGUACGACGUGAACCUGUGAACAGGGUUGAGAGCGCAGAUAAUGAAUCACUUGUUGGAGGAGGCAAGAAAUCUGAACCUAGUCCAAGAUUGAGCCCAUUUCAGGGUUCCCAGCCAGAUGAAAAUAUUGAGACUCCUCUAGGGGAAAUUGUCUCAGAUAAAACAGAUGCUGGUGAUCUAGAAUCUAAGGGACGGAGCUCAGGAUCGACUAAAAAUAGUCCUUCAACAUCUCCCCCCUUAGUAUCAGGACCAGUUCGUAAACACAAAAGCAGAGACUCUGGAUUUGUCGGCUCAAAUGACGAUCUUCUUCGUAAUGAAGGAAGUAGUGUUGUGCACACAUCGAGUGACGAUACCCAGGGUAAAAAUGGUUCGAGUAGCGAAGGCGAACUCGAGCUUCGAAAGACUCGACUCGAAAAGGUUUCCGAAGUUUCAGAGAACACCGAAGAUGAUUGUGAUAAAUCCACCGAACUGGCCAAAUCCACAAGGCCAAUUAGCGACAUUUCAUCGCGUAAAAAGUCGAAUGAAAGUGAUAUUAGUAAAGAAGGCGACGUGAGUUUGUCGCGAAAAGACAGUUUUCAUCAGUGGAGUUCAGACGAAGAGACCAAUAUCAUGAUGAACAGAAUGCGCGCAUUUUUCAAGAACAUGAUGGUGAACGCGAGCAAGGGAACCACCGAAGAGCGUAAACCUACGCAAAUUCUUCACUUUGAGAACCAGCUGACGCGGUUAAUGCGUACGGUUCCCGGGAUUAACGAGCAACAAGUGAAGGAGAUUGUUGAGUAUCUAAGUAGUGAGGAUACGUGGUCGGAUAGCUAUGAUAGCAGUGAUUAUACAGACGCUACGAGUAGUGAUCUAGAGUUGCAAGCUCUGGCAAAUGAGGACCAUGUUGUCGACUUGGAUGUCGUCAUCCAGGAACCAACAACCGAUAUCUCUAUUGGCGACGAAGAUUUCCUUAAGGAGACUGCGAUCAUGUACCAAAAGCUCAUGAAUUCCGUCGCUAAGAUGCAGCAGAGCAGCGAGGAUCGUCGGGCCGAGGAGAAAAGAUCGCCACCGAUCACUGCAAAAAUUCUUCAUCAUAUCAGUUCUCGUCUGAUCACCUUGAUGCAUGAGGUGUCCGGCUCAGAAAACUCGUCCGUCGUCAGUCGGUCAGACAGUCGGCAGGACCUUUACGAUGCUGUGACGAGUAGUCCGAAAAUACCGCGAGACGAACAGGACGAUAAGAACUACACAUUUGACUCGCUAGACUCGCCGAAGGUUCUGCUUGGCCCGAAACUGGGUGGACCUGGCCCAGCUAAUCCCUUUAGGUUUACUAAAAACACUUCCAAAAGCGUUGAAAUCCUUGACCUUGGACCCAGGCGCGCUUCUCUAGAUGACAGGGCGCUCAAGCACAGUAUGGGUAAAUCUACCUCCUCGGAUCAUGAUGUAUGGCAUGGAGUACAUCGAGAACAGCGUCGUGGUUCUUUGCCCCGGGGUAACCUGGAGAACCAACAGUCAGGAGUAUCUGACCCUGCUCUUGAUGAUGAAACCUUCAGCUGGAAAGGAAGUUUUGAAUCUGCGCUAGCAUCUGAUUCAAGAACUAGAUUAAGCAUAGAAGCGAAAAGACGGAGUGUUGAGGAUGAAUAUGGAGCUGAGAUGUUCAGUAGUGCAGAACAGAUGGAUAGAAACCCUUCUAGAUCUUUAUCUAUCCUUCAUCCAUCCUCCAGAUCUCCUUCUCAUCCAGCCUCCAGGUCACCCUGUCAUCCUCCAUCCCGGUCUCCCUCACAGUCAUCCAGACGCUCGGGCAAAUCGUCAAUACAAAAUACAAGAGGGUCUCUAGUAUCUCGGUUAGAUAAGGAACGAGAACACACUCCCACCACGGAACUCAGACAAACACAGGAUUCGGAUUCGGAUUCAGCUAGUGGAAGUAUCUCCUCUAGUAUACGAAGCAGCAGUAUAUCCCAACGGCGGAGCAGUAUACCAGAGCAGCAGCUACUCGCUAGGCUGGCGGAGGAUUCUCCGCCGGUCAGUCCGGUUCCCCGCCCAGUGCUUCCGGUCAAAACUGGCGGAGUCCGCCAUAGUACAAACUCACUUCCAAGAUUGGGAACCAGCUCAAUUCAGAAGAAUAAAUCUACCAACAGUUUAGCAAGCUCAAACCCUAGUCAACCUACUAAUAUUCAAACAUCUAUCCAAGGCGGAGUACGAUCAGCCCGGUAUAGGCCUCAUGGAUACAAACCGCCUCCGCCACGUAAAGUAUCGACGGGAAGUAUCGGCGGUUCUUCUAGGAAAUCAUCCAUUGAUUCCCUUGGACGCCUUACAGGUUGGAUUAUUAUUGUUAUUGUUAUUGUUAUUGUUAUUGUUAUUGUUAUUGUUAUU